CUGCCCCGCCGGUACCACCGGUGGAAGUGGCGGGUGCUGGUUUCGUUCUGCGCCUUCUACCUGUUCGUCUAUACGGGGAGGUUCAAUUUCUGGCCCACGUCGCCCCUGAUCAAGGACGACCUGCAGCUGACGAACAUCGAGAUUGGCAUCAUCAACGCCAUGCUGCUGUGGGGGUUCAUGUUGGGCGACCUGGUGCACGGCAGGUUAUCCGAGGCCUACGGGCUGCGGCUCUGGGUGAUGCUGGGCGCGGUUUUCACCACGGUGUUCAACUGGGCGACAUCCUUCGGCACCUCUGCGAUAACCAUGGCCAUUCCGUGGGCAAUGGCCGGAUUUGUCAACGCGGCGUGCUGGUCGCCGGCCAUCAGCAUGAUCAGCCAGUGGUGGCCUCGCCGGGAGCGCGGCAUCGCCAUGGGCAUCCUGGGCACGGUGACCGGCGGCGCGAUGCUGCUGAUGUGGUGGCUGAGCAGCUGGGUCGCCGCGGAAUGGGGCUGGCGGGCCGCCUUCCGCUACCCGCCGCUGAUGAUCAUGGUCCUCGGCAUCGCCUUUUACUUUCUGACCCGGGACCGGCCGCGGGACGUGGGCCUGCCGGAGUACAUCGAGGAGGACGCGAUUUCCGCCGCGCCGGAGUCGGUGAGCGAGGAGGAACUCAAGGGCCUGGGACCGUACAAGGUCCUGCUGACCAACUCCCGGUUCCAGCUGGCCUGCCACGUCAAGGGGUUGGAGAACGUGGCCCGCUACGGGCUGACCACGUGGGUGCCUCUCUACUACUUCGAGGCUGGCGGGUUGGACAUCACGCAGACGGUGCUGAUCACUUUCCUGCUGCCCCUGGGCUACCUGAUCGCGCCUCCGGUGUCCGGAUUCAUAUCGGACCGGAUGCUGGGCAGCCGGCGCCGCCCGCUGGUGAUCGCUUCGUGCUUCCUGUCCGCCGCCGCGCUGGUGGUGAUUGCCGUUGCCCCGCCGUCCAACGCGUGGCUGGGCGCGGCCCUGAUGCUGUGGGGUGGCAUCAGCAUGGGCGUAUCCCUGAUCUCCACCAUCUCCGUGGACCUGUCGGGCCGCAAGAUGGCCGGCACCGGGGCGGGAGUGCUCGACGCCCACGGCUACCUCUAUGCCGGUGCCCAGGCCCUGCUGUUCAGCGUGCUGCUGGACAUGGCCGGCAGCCCCUGGCCCAUUGUGUUCCUGGUCAUGGCGGCGACGCGGCUGAUCUCCGCCGCGAUGAUAAGCCGGGUGCGGGUGUAG
Molecule: messenger RNA, 1236 nt
Organism: Geodia barretti
Lineage: Eukaryota; Metazoa; Porifera; Demospongiae; Tetractinellida; Geodiidae
Source: the annotation of a GenBank genome assembly